AUGGCUGUAGCCUCUUAAAAUGUCUUCAAUAAUUAAUAUGCGAUUCAGAAGAAGAUCUCUUCAGGUUCAUUUGGAGUUGUAUAUCAAGGAAUUGAUUUAAGAACUUCAGAUCAAGUGGCAAUUAAAGUAGAAAAACAAGAAAUUGAUGAUUUAUUUAGUUUGGACAGAGAAGUAGAGUCAAAAAUAUUCUAUAUUUAGGUUUAAAUAUUAAGGAAUUUGCAUGGGACUCCACAAGUUCCCAAAUUGAAAUGGGCUGGAAAAGAAAAAGGAAAUAAUGUGAUGGUAAUCCAAUUAUUAGGAAGAGAUUUAACACACUAUCUAAGAUAAAGAAAGCGCUUUAGUUUGGCAUGCGUUUUGGGCAUUGCUGAUUAGAUGUUGACUAUUCUAGAAGCCAUUCAUAGCAAGUAUUUAUUGAAUUCAAGAAAGGGGUGUAAUUCAUAGAGACAUAAAGCCUGAAAACAUAUUGGCUGGUAAGGAAAGAGAGCGGAAUCUUAUUUAUCUUGUAGAUUAUGGCAUAGCGAAGCAAUUCAAAGAUAAAGAUGACAAACAUAUGUAUAUCAACUCAAUUAACAUAUAAGUACUUUCAAGGAAAACAAACCUUUUUUGGGAACAUCCAGAUAUGCCAGCAUAGCAGCUCACAAGGGCCAGGAAUUAUCAAGGAAGGAUGACCUAGAAUCUUUGGGAUAUAUGUUAAUGUAUUUGUAAUAUUCAUAUAGAGAUUUUUAUUAAGGGGAAGUUUACCAUGGUAGAGCAUUAGUUAUAAGAACGAGGAUGAGAAAGUAAAAAUGGUAGGAUUGUUGAAAAUGAGAAUUACUUCUCAAGAAUUAUGUUAAGAUAUUCCAACUGAAUUUAUGAGGUUUAUUGAUUUAGUUAAGAAAAUGAGUUAUCGCGAAAAACCAGACUAUAGGUAAAUGUUAAAUUGAAUAAUUAUUUAGAUAUUUUUAAUAAUUAUUUAGAAGAGUCUCCAUUUAAUAACAGAUUGAGUGCCGAUUUGAUUGGUAUGAUGAAAAUAACUAUGAGAAAAAGUCAGGAUCUGCAUCACCCAAGAAGUAGCAGUCCAUUAAAAUCGUUGAUUAAUCCUAUUUGAUUCAAUAAAUCUAUACGCCAAAUAAAAAAAAGUUAAGUGAAGAAUACGAUGACACCGGAUAAUCAAAGAGAGAAUCUAAUGGACGACAAUCUUUAAUUAAUAAUAAUUCUAAUAAUCUACUAUUAUGUGAUAGUAGAAUGAAUCUUAAAAACAAGAGCUUUAGUUCAUAUAAUGAAUCCAAUUUAUAGUAUAGUGAUGUCCAACCUGAUUUGAGUUGUCUCAUAGCAUAUUAGAGGAAUCUAAGAUAUGGAUCAUUUCAUAAUGAAGCUGAAGUUCCCAAACAACCUGAUAGAAGUACUUCAGCUUAAGAGAAGAACAAAGUUAAGCACAAAUUAAGUUUGGAUGUCAAACCUAAUUGCUACAAAUCUAUAAUUGAAUACUAGUUAGGAUUAGUGAACAAUCCCUCGAUUAUGGAUUUUACAGUAAAUAGUCAAAAUUAAAUGAAUGAGGAUGAGAGUCCAUGUCUUGAUGAUAAAUUUAGUAUAUUGAAAAUAGGUUCAAUUGAUAAGUAAAUUCAUUUAGUAAUUCUAGUAAAUUCAAAAAUCCAAUACAACUAUUCAGAAUUAAUAACAAAGAGAAAACAAGAGUUAAAAAUAAUUGA
This is a messenger RNA of Paramecium octaurelia, 1688 nucleotides long. The record is from the annotation of a GenBank genome assembly. Lineage: Eukaryota; Ciliophora; Oligohymenophorea; Peniculida; Parameciidae.